AUGUUUUUCCUGGUAGUGUUGAAAUACUUCAAAAUUAAAAGGAGGACCAUGAUCAACUCUACACAAUCUUCACAUUUCACACUCUCUGCCUACUUUGAGACUGGGCUUGUCCAGUCCCUAUAUUUCAUGAUUGUUCUAUUUUUGUAUGUUUUCAUUGUUGGUGCCAACAUGUUGCUCAUUGUAGUUAUUUGUCUGAACAGAAGUUUACAUGAACCCAUGUACAUGUUUCUGUGCAGCCUGUUUGUGAAUGAGCUGUUUGGCAGCUCUGGGCUGUUUCCUUUCCUUCUGCUUCAGAUUCUCUCUGACGUUCACACUGUUUCAGUUCCCUUUUGUUUAGUGCAGGUUUUCUGUUUAUACACGUAUGGAAGUGUGGAAUUCACUAACUUGGCCAUCAUGUCUUAUGACCGAUACCUGGCUAUCUGUCAUCCUCUACAAUACAACACAUGUAUGACCUCUAGUAAGGUCACCUUGCUCAUAGCUGUUAUCUGGUUGCCUCCUGUUCUAGCGGUUCUUGUUUCAGUAUGUCUGACUGCCUCUUUACAGCUGUGUGGGAGCAUCAUAAAUCAGGUUUAUUGUGAUAACUACUCAAUCAUAAAACUUUCAUGUUCUGACACCACAGUAAAUAACAUCUAUGAACUUGUUGCUGCUUCUCUCACAUUCUGUAUUCCAAGCUCCAUUAUCCUUUACACUUACAUGAGGAUUCUCAACGUGUGUUUUUCUGGAUCCAAACAGACCCGGCAGAAAGCGGUCAGUACCUGCACACCUCAUCUGGCUUCUCUGCUCACUUUCUUUUUCAGUUCUUUCAUUAAUGUAUUACAGAGCAGAUUUGAUAUGAGCAGUGUACCGAAUAUUUUGCGAAUAUUCUUGUCAUUAUACUUCUUUAUAUGCCAGCCGCUCUUCAACCCUGUAAUGUAUGGCCUGAACAUGAGCAAAAUACGCAUCACAAGUAAAAGUCUCUUCAAAUUAUGAAAUGUACAAUAUCUAAACAUUUACUUAGCUCGAGAACACUUAACAAGAGUUAAACACAUUUUUUCUAAUAAAACCUUUAAUAAUUAUACUGAAGCAUGUAAAUGUACCUGUAGUUUUAUGAAGUGCAUUUGUCAAUUACUGUGUACAAAAACAUUAAUUGUAUGUAGACAAAAUGAUGUAACAACCAACAAUCAAUAAAUAAUCAGUGCCUAUAAAAUUUUAUUGCAUUGCACUCUUCAGGAUUUAUACGGUUACAAGAGUUAAUUCAAAUGUUCCCACAUCUAUAAAUUUAGUAU
Betta splendens (Siamese fighting fish) is the source of this 1265-nucleotide messenger RNA. RefSeq names its product olfactory receptor 142-like. The transcript has a single exon. Gene Ontology annotation, molecular function: G protein-coupled receptor activity; olfactory receptor activity. Gene Ontology annotation, cellular component: membrane. The coding region runs from base 1 to 969 and encodes 322 amino acids. The record is from RefSeq and is a predicted model, not a curated record. NCBI's taxonomy places the organism in Eukaryota, Metazoa, Chordata, Actinopteri, Anabantiformes, Osphronemidae. Gene Ontology annotation, biological process: G protein-coupled receptor signaling pathway.